Messenger RNA from Trichoderma virens Gv29-8, 1296 nucleotides. RefSeq lists its product as uncharacterized. The record is from RefSeq and is a predicted model, not a curated record. Gene Ontology annotation, biological process: ubiquitin-dependent protein catabolic process; protein deubiquitination. The annotation marks the transcript as partial. Gene Ontology annotation, molecular function: cysteine-type deubiquitinase activity. The transcript is spliced from 5 exons. NCBI's taxonomy places the organism in Eukaryota, Fungi, Ascomycota, Sordariomycetes, Hypocreales, Hypocreaceae. Gene Ontology annotation, cellular component: cytoplasm.
AGUUUGAAUGAGCGGCGACGAAAUCCAAAGCGCAAGGCUGCCGAGGCCGCAAUAGAGUCAUUAAAUUUGCCUGAUAACCUGUUAGACGAAGCACUACGGCCUCUUACAUCAACAGACAUUGAAGAGUGGGAAGGCUGGGUUGAGCUUGAAUCAGAACCUGCAUUCUUCAAUACCAUUCUACACGAUCUAGGGGUCAAAGACGUCAAGGUGCAGGAACUCUUCAGCAUUGACCAGAGCUGGCUAGACACACUGCUGAAACCAAUAUAUGGUCUGAUAUUUCUGUUCCAGUACACCCCUAGUGUUGAAGAAGAUGAAGGGGAAGAUGAGACGGGUUCGCUAUGGUUCGCAAACCAGACUACCAAUAAUGCAUGUGCAACAUUCGCUUUACUCAACAUCGUCAUGAACGCCCCAGAGGUUGAACUAGGCGACAAGCUUCGAGAGUUUAAGGAGGCGACCAAGAACCUUAACACCGUUCUGCGAGGACACGAAGUCAGCAACAACAAGUUCAUGAGAAGCAUACAUAACUCAUUCACUAGACGCAUGGACCAUCUUAAUGUCGACCUCUGCUUAGAAAAUGCCGUGUCGGACACGAAAUCAAAAAAGGCAAAAACAGGAUCCAAGGCCGCAAAGAAAACGAGUAGGAAGAAAAGAGCCGACGAUUCAUAUGGAUUUCACUUUAUCGCCUAUGUUCCAGUAGAUGGGUAUGUUUGGGAGUUGGAUGGGCUCCGAAGCAAGCCACAUCGAAUAGGUCCCAUAGAAGCCGACGAGACCUGCUGGACAAAUAUCGCAAGGCCCCAGAUUGAGGGUCGAAUAUUACAAUAUGAGGAGAGCCAAAUAUCCUUUAACCUCCUCGCCCUCUGCCAGCGCCCUGUUGCGCUGCAUUCCCACUCCAUCGCUCAAGCAGCCGCAGCAAUCCGCCUCCUGCAAGAGCAAAUGGAGCACAAUUCGGAAUUUUCUGGCUUAAUCAACGGCCAGUUACCAGUCUUGGAAAAACCGGCUGAGUUGUCCGAGUUCAAUCUCCGUUCAUCCGAUAUCGAGAACAUUGCAAUACCCAAGGAGAUACAAACCAAGAUAUCGCACGCUACGGCCAAUGUUGACGACGCUUAUGAUCUCUAUCAGCAGCUUGUCGUCGACUUAAAGGUUGCCAUUGGAGAACACAGAGCCGAGAUGAUUUCCCUCGGCGUAGACGAGCAACGCGUCAAGGAUCGUAAAAAGGAUUACGGCCAGGCGUUGCACAGAUGGGUACAAAAACUCGCAGAGAAGGGCAUUCUGGAAGAUAUUAUCGAGAAUUCCUGA